Arachis stenosperma is the source of this 702-nucleotide messenger RNA. Its product is annotated as receptor-like protein EIX1. The coding region runs from base 1 to 702 and encodes 233 amino acids. Gene Ontology annotation, molecular function: protein binding. The record is from RefSeq and is a predicted model, not a curated record. The transcript has 2 exons. Lineage: Eukaryota; Viridiplantae; Streptophyta; Magnoliopsida; Fabales; Fabaceae.
AUGGAUAGCAAUAAUAUAAUUUGGAAGAGGAAAUAUGUGUUUGCAAUGAUGCUUAGCACAUUAUGCAUGAUGUGCAGUUGUUGCAACGAGAGAGAUAAAGAAAUCCUGUUGAAGUUCAAAGAAGGAGUCACUGAUUCAUCGGGCCUCCUAUCUUCAUGGAAGCAGGAGCAAGAUUGCUGCCAGUGGAAGGGAGUCACCUGUCACAACAUCACUGCCAGAGUCAUACACCUCGCUCUCUCGUGUGAUUAUUAUGAUGCUAAAGAAGAUGAAGAAUAUAACUCGCAGAAAUGCCUUGCAGGUGACAUCAAUCUCUCUCUGUUAGACAUGGAAUACUUGCAACAUUUGGAUCUGAGUAUGAAUGACUUUAAAACUAUCUCAUCUGAUUCCACUGUCAACUCUACAACUCUCAAUUAUAUUGAUCUAUCAAUCAACAAAAACCUUUUUAUUACGAGUCUUGAGUGGCUCUCUCGGAUUUCCUCUCUAGAAUACAUAGACCUCAGUAACAUUAAUCUUCACAUGGAAUCUAACUGGCUUCACUUUGUGACGGUGCUUCCAUCAUUGGUGGAGCUCCACUUAGAGGGCUGUAACCUUGAAAGCAUAAGUCCAUCUCUUGGCUAUGCUAAUUUAGCACAUCACUUGAGGCCAGCUACCAAAUACAUUGCCAAAACUUCAUUCCUUGAAUUUGCUUUACUUGUCUGGUAA